This is a messenger RNA of Poecilia reticulata (guppy), 4158 nucleotides long. RefSeq lists its product as uncharacterized. The record is from RefSeq and is a predicted model, not a curated record. NCBI's taxonomy places the organism in Eukaryota, Metazoa, Chordata, Actinopteri, Cyprinodontiformes, Poeciliidae.
AAAGGUUCGUGACGAGUUUCCGCUGAAUGCUGCUAGCUUUGCCUGCGGAUCUUCUCUUCAGUUUAACGGAUCCAGGUUGGAUCAAAGUUCCGAGAUUCUCCCGUAGACGGAGUCCAGAACCACGGGCCUGCGCACUCGCACCAGAACCGGACUAGAACUUCUUAAACAGAUCAGAAUCGGCCCGUGUUCCGGUCCCAAAACCCGGGGAGGCUGAGGUCGCCUCGCCGCCGACGCUAGCGUCUCUUUAACCGUCCAGCCGUUAGUUCCGUUAGUGAAAACAUGGAGGUGAAGAACAUCAGCCUGUUCGAGCUGCUCAACCUGUCCAUCGGCUCCGCUCACAAAAGUUCGGUAAACUUCAGCGCGCUGCACGCGCUGCUGCUGGAGAUGCUGAAGCUGCUGGACCUGCGGGAAGCGACGACCUGCUUCAAGUUCAGCCCGCCCGGGGACCGAGUGCUCGACGCCCCGCUGGAUGCUCCGGUCAAGGUUCUGACCUAUCCCUCCGUGUCGGACCAGCUGGUUCCGCCUGGUUCCGACCUACUGAAACUGACAGAUUCGGUCUCUGUUCUGGACGGAACCGGAGGGGACGAAUUCCGAACCUCCGGGGACGGAGUGUCACAGGCCUUGAAUCUCAUCGAGGAACUGCAGAAGAACAGAGACGAUAUAAAACAGAAGACGGAGAACCUGCAGUUCAAGGCCUCGAACAUCAUUGAAGACCUGCAGAGGAACAGUGCAAAUCUGAGGGAGAAGGCAGAGGAGCUGCAGCACAAGGCCUUGAAGGUCAUCGAGCAGCUGCAGGACAGCAAAGAUCUGAAGGAGGAGACCGAUGGCAUGCAGCACGAGGGUGCAGCGGAGCAGAUGGAGAUACAGGCAGGCCUGGAGGAGUGCUGCCAACGUCUGGACGCCCUGGACAAGGCAGUGGAAUCCAUACAGGAACUCUUCGAGAUGUAUCCGGAGCCAGAGGAGCUCAUCCAGUGUGUGACCUGGGUCCAGUUGGUUCAGAGGGACAUGGAUAAAGAUUAUGGCCUGGUGACUUCAGAGGAUCUCGACCAGCCCUGGUUGGAAGAACAGACUGAACCUGACCCCUCAGCGCCAUCCUCGGGUGUCCCGGUGCCAUCACCUGGUGUACCGGUGCUAUACUCCAGUGCCAAUGAACCGUCCUCCACUGACCCUGCGCUGUCCUCUGGUGUCUCUGCGCCAGCCUCUGGUGUACCAGUUCCAUCCCCAGGUGCCUCUGCACCAUCCUCCCAUCCCUCAGCACCGUCUUCCGGUGCCACUGCGGCGUCCUCUGGUGCCACUGCGGCGUCCUCUGGUGCCCCUGCGGCGUCCUCUGGUGCCACUGCGGCGUCCUCUGGUGCCCCUGCUGCGUCCUCUGGUGCCACUGCGGCGUCCUCUGGUGCCCCUGCGGCGUCCUCUGGUGCCACUGCGGCGUCCUCUGGUGCCCCUGCGGCGUCCUCUGGUGCCACUGCGGCGUCCUCUGGUGCCACUGCGGCGUCCUCUGGUGCCACUGCGGCGUCCUCUGGUGCCACUGCACCGUCCUCUGGUGCCACUGCGGCGUCCUCUGGUGCCCCUGCGGCGUCCUCUGGUGCCACUGCGGCGUCCUCUGGUGCCCCUGUUCCAUCCUCAGAUGCCUCUGCGCCAUCCUCCAGUACAACUGUGCCGUUACACAGUGCAUCUGCACUGCCUUCUGGUUCCACUUCACCGUCCUCUGGUGUCUCAGUGUCGUUGCCUGGUGGUCCGCUCCACCCAGAGAGCUCCCCCCCGUCUGCUGCUCCAUCUUUUCCAAGCAUAUCUGCAGAGGAUCGGUCCUUGGAAGCAGCAGCAGACUCCACUCAAGCCUCCUCUGAUGGGUCAGAAGGCGGGACAAUCGCUGGGGACCAGGGCAGGGCCACAGAACCACAACCUGUGACCUCAUCUGUGCUUCCAGGGUCCACCACAGAGACUGUACCACAACCUGGAGCACAACCUGGAGCACAACCUGCAGCACAACCUGCAGCACAACCUGCAGCACAACCUGCAGCACAACCUGGAGCACAACCUGCAGCACAACCUGCAGCACAACCUGCAGCACAACCUGGAGCACAUCCUGCAGCACAUCCUGGAGCACAUCCUGGAGCACAUCCUGGAAGGAUUCGUGGAGAUUCAAAGAGACUCUCAGACUCUCCUGAGAAUCGGACCCACAGCAUGCAGAUGGAGGAGUUUUUGAAGAACAUCAGGAAGUUACAGGAGAGGGUCACCCAGCUAGAGGCCCAGACAAGGAUUCUGGAGGAAAAGAAGGUGGACUGGACCGGGUUGGCCCAGUUUAUCAGCUCCAUAGGUUCUCUUGAAGUCCCUGGCAGCACGAUGGAGCAGGUGCAGCAGGACCAACCUCUGAUGGAGAACCUGAAGACCGAACGCGAGAAGCUGGAGCAUCUGGAGGACAUGUUGGGCGUCCUCAGGAGCCAGGAGACGGGCGGCAGCGCAGCAGAUCAUCUUGAUUCAGGGAUUAAAGAUCUCACUCAGCAGGUGUCUGACCUCAGGUCUUUCCUGGUCCACGUGGAGCAGGAGGUGGAGCUCCUGAAGGAGAAGCAGGCUCAGAGUGAGGAGAGAGCUGCGGACCAUCUACAGGACCAGCUGAACAACCUGCAGGGGACGUUGGAGGACACCAUGGUGUCUCUGACCAACAGCCUCCAGCAGGAGGUGGAUCAGGAGACGGAGAAGAUGGAGAAGCCGGAGGAGGAGGAGGAGGAAGAGGAGGAGGCAUUGAGCGACUCGGUGGAGGUGGGCCGGAAGCUCAGCCUGCUGUUCCAGAACUAUGAGCAGCUGGAAGACACGGUCAACCUGCUGGUCCAGCAGCAGCAGCAGGGCGCAGCUAGGGACGGCCUGGACGAGGACCGACACAUGGGCAGGAGCCUGGACCUGGUGUACGACGUCCAGAGGGCCAUCCAGGAACUGCAGGCCGAGUGCGAACGCCUGCAGGAGGCAACCAGGAGUCUGCAUGAGGACAACCAGCAGAAGCAGGGACACAUCGAGGAGCUUUACAAGACGGCAGAGGAGCUGCAAGUGAAAAAGGCCGACAAGCUGAUGGUGGAGAGCGAGAUUAAAGCGGACAAGCUGGCCCUGGACAGCAAAGUGAGCCGUCUUCAGUUCGACGCGGCGACGGAGCAGCUGGCCUCCAUGUUCCAUGAACUGCUCAACAAGAUGACGGGUCAGGAGCACGACUGGCACCAGCUGGUGGACAAGCUGUCCACCGACAUGGAGUGCAAGCUGAACCGGAUGGAGUUGGACUCAGUGAAGCUGCAGCUGGAGGAGCGCUGGCGCAGCAUCCUGAAGAAGCUGCAGGCGCAGAGCGCGCCACUGGAGGAUGACGCCGCCGGCAUCAGGAAGAAGCUGCUGGAGCGGUUCCACUGCCUGUCCUGUGACCGCGUCAUCAUGAAGCAGACCCCCGGCCCCAUCGUGCUGACCCUGCCGACUUUCCCUCCUUUCCCCCCGCCGAAGUCCGCCCGGCCCUGGACCAUGGAGCAGAUCCGCCAGCACUACCACAGCCUGACGCCCGGGGCCAGCCAACGCCGGGUUCAGCUGCAGAAGAACCAUGCCGACAUGCUGCAGCAGCUAGACAGCAUCGAGCGCCACCGCCGCCUCCGCCAGCGCCCCAACCGUGUCGCUGAGGCGCCAGCCCGGCGAGUCCGGCCAGUCGGAGCGCAGCACGCCAGCAUGUCUGCGGGUCAGCGCCGCAGCGGCCCGCAGCACCACCGUCUACCGACCCGGGCCGAGGACGAGGACCUGAUGCAGGAAGCCGACAUCAUCGGACGAGACGGACGGAUCUACAAAGGACGCUUCAACGUCGACCAGCUGAAGAGCCCAGAAACCAAGCUGCCCAACAUCAACUCCAGAGACGGUAAACUGAAGGACAGGACCAAGAACACCCCCAAAGCCGCGUCUCCCGAGGCAGAGCCUAGCCCUCUGGCCACGCCCCCGUCUCUCAGCAGCAAAAGCCUGAAUCCCAGCCGACCAGCCUCCAGCGGUUCUGGUCCGGACUGGGCCGUGUCGCCUCUGGGCUCCGUCAGUACGCCGUCAGCAGCAGAGAGCGAGCCGCUUGGCCUGUAGGGGGCGGCGCUGAGCCGAAGUGCUACUGCUAUUAUUUUCAUAUCAGUUCAGGAAUAAAGCUCACUGAACACUUCU